GCACCAAAUUCAAGACACUAAAAAACCCAUUUCCCCAUUCUAACGCUCCCUUUCAAAACCAAGAAAAAUUCUAAACCCUUUCAUCAACUUCACUCUCACUCUUUCAACUAAAAAAAAUGGAGGAAGCACUCAACCGUCUCAAUGGAACAACGCCUCCAACAAUCCAAGAACCUGACACAAAAAAAUCCACCAACAAAAGAACCUCACGUGAUAACACCGCCUCCGCUGCUGGCGGAGGCGGUGCACUCCGCUACCGCGGAGUUCGCCGCAGACCAUGGGGCCGCUAUGCAGCUGAGAUAAGAGACCCUCAGUCCAAAGAACGCCGCUGGCUUGGAACCUUCGACACUGCUGAAGAAGCAGCAUGUGCCUAUGACUGUGCUGCACGUGCCAUGAGAGGUCUCAAAGCUCGUACAAACUUUGUUUACCCUACUUCUCCUCCUCCUAACACUACUUUUCCUUCUUUCAACUUCCCUAAACAUUCUCAAGCUUUUGAAAAAACCUCUACAAAUAACCGCCACGUGGCUUCUUGUGGUUGGUCUGAACCACAUGGUGUUGAUUUUACUCAUCAAAGAAACCCUUCAACUUCUUCACUUGACAUGCUUCUGUUUCGUGAAUUUAUCAACUCUUCAAAUUCCAACUCUUCUUCUGCUCAUAAUCACUUUCAUGAUAACUUUCCUUAUUCUUACAACAAAAGUAGUACUAGCUCUGGUUCUGGUUUUGUUGCUGGUUGUUGUAUGGCAAAUUCUUGCGGAGGGGGUGCAAAUAGCAAUCAUCAAAACACCGGUGUAGAUGGGAAUAAUGGUUCAAAAAUUUCAACUGAUGAAGAUUUUGAGUUUUUUCCUAAAGAAUCAUCUGAUUCUGGAUUGUUGGAAGAGAUUGUGAAUAGGUUUUUGCCAAAACCUAAACAAGAGAUUAAGACAGAAAUUCUACCAAAGACAACUUUCUGUGACACUUUUGUUCCUAAUGCACCUGUGUUUGAUCACACGUUAGGAAAAAGUGUUACCAAGAACGAAUUUUCAGGUGUUGGGUUUGAUCAAAAUGGUUUCAAUAUGCAGCAGUUUGAGAAUUUUCACAAUGGGUAUAAUGGAUCUUUUCAGUCUCUACCUCUUGGAAAUGAACAAAUAAUGGUGAAUCAUACUGAGAAUUCUGUUAUUCAGUAUCAAGAGCUUCUUAAUGCUUUUGCACUUAGGAUGCAAAAUGCUUAAUUAGUUAGUAGUUAAUUGGGAUUAAUAUUACAAGUUCAGUAUCUAUAGGUUAAUUCUAUAUAUAUCUUGUUGAUUCAGUUUCUGUUGAAUUUUUAGGGUUUUGAUGUUUCUAGGUUAAACUAUGUUACUACUAUGUACUUUUGGUUCUAGCUACUAUGUUCUGAAAAGCAAUAUUGGAUAAUCUUGUAACAGUCUUAUUAUAAAUAUAUUAUGAAUGCUUUUGGGCAAGCAUUGUUUU
Molecule: messenger RNA, 1443 nt
Organism: Medicago truncatula (barrel medic)
Lineage: Eukaryota; Viridiplantae; Streptophyta; Magnoliopsida; Fabales; Fabaceae
Product: ethylene-responsive transcription factor ESR2
Exons: 1
Coding region: 117-1205 (362 amino acids)
Biological process (GO): regulation of DNA-templated transcription
Molecular function (GO): DNA-binding transcription factor activity; DNA binding
Source: RefSeq, a predicted model, not a curated record